Messenger RNA from Peromyscus maniculatus bairdii (prairie deer mouse), 1157 nucleotides. It is a transcript of the gene Tmem92, whose product is annotated as transmembrane protein 92. Lineage: Eukaryota; Metazoa; Chordata; Mammalia; Rodentia; Cricetidae. Gene Ontology annotation, cellular component: nucleoplasm. The record is from RefSeq and is a predicted model, not a curated record.
AUGCCGGGCGCCUGGGUCCCAGGUUUCGCGCUCACCUUGCUCUUCAGCCUGCUCUCCAGUUCCCAACCAGUAAGCGCCAAUGCGGUUGUAUUCAAAUGUGGCUCCAUAAACUGCACCAGAGGAUUUAGAUGCUGUGCCAGUGGAUGCUGCCCAAAGAUAAAUGUAUGGGAUUCUUCAAAUGAUACCUUCAGGAUCUUGUUCAUCCUCUUCAUGGUGAUGAUACCUCUCUUGUGCAUCUGCGGCUUUGUGAGGCGCUUCUGUCCCAAGUGCAGAGAACCAGAGCAGAACCGCAGACCGAGUCGUCAGAUACCUCCAGAGCCACCUUCCAUUGCCCCCCUAGAGACGAUCUGGGUCACCACCUUGGAUCCCCCACCACCCUAUAGUCAGGUUGUUCAGAAGCCAGUUCCCACAGAACCACCUCCUCCCUACAGCCUCAGGCCUGAGGAACCUGCGGACCCAAUGAGAGGCACUUUGAGCCAGGCCCUUUGAGUUACCUCAUCCACAAACUUCUUGGAUCAAGCCCAGGACUUUGGAGACUCUUCUGGAAUGACUCCACUCAUCCCAUCAUGACCUUGAUCCUUUGAUUUAAUUUAUUGUUUUUCUACCCCUGUGCCUCGCCAACUACCUUUUGUCUGAGCUGAACUGGAUCCAUAGUCUCUGUCAUAACUCCCAAGCUCAAGACUGUUGAGGGUGCCUGCGGUGGGAUGCAGAGCUUGACUGAACAGCUUGCUCUGCCGUCCCACAGAAGCACUUCUGUGCCUGGAGGAGAUUGAAGACUGAACUGCAUGGACUCUGAUACACCUUCGAACAAUACCUGCACAGACCGGACCCCACUGUCCUCCACAGCCAUACACAAAACACGUGCACUUGCUAGAGUUUCACCGACUGGCCUCUGGCUCUGGCUGCGAAGUGGUGAUGGAGAUGAGUUCAGAGGCCAAGCGUCAGUCAAAUCCUUCCACACGGUGACUGUGUUGACCACCUCCCUGGGAGGAGUGUGCAUCCAAGCUGUGAAUAGAUGCUUUGACCUUAAGUUCCCUGGGGCCUGUGACUACUAAAGAAAUGGACCAGAAUGCUCCCUGGAUCCUUUUCUCCUCUCUGCUUUCUGGGUGAACUGGACUUGAUAUGCAUGGGACUCUUAGGGGAGACCAGAAAAGAGA